CCUCCUUUGCUUUCCUAACAACCAAAUCGAGCUGUACAGCGACAGCCCGGACCCGUUCGCCGUAGGGCAGUGUAUAAAUGUACAGAUUAUACUUCAGGCUCAUCGUGCCUGUUUUACACGAACUGAUAAGAUGUGCAAUAUUGGCAUCUAAAGUUUUUAUUUUAUGUCAUUGUUUAUUUACUAGAGUUUUUGUAAGUUUUUGAAAGUUUAGUGGGCUACGCUUUUAUAAAGAUCCGUGUUUUUGUUGUUGUAUAAUGGUAUUAUUGGGUUACGGGGGUAUAGUAUUGAUACAAUAUUACCACUACAAUGGCCGGACCGUUUUGAUACUGUAGCUAGUUACUGUUGCUCAUUGAUAACAUAGUUAAGUGACUGUAAAAUCAGUGGCCGAUGUUGUUCUAUCUUUAAGGGACGAGGUUGCUAGCUAGCUUUGCUAACAGUGUUAUUGUUAAACCUCUAGCUGACUGGCACGUUAGCAAACAAUAAAACACAUGCGGGAGCACUGAUUUUAUACUACGAGAGACGACUUUUUUAAAGGAAUAUGGAAACCACUGUUGAUGUAAACCACAUUUUCCCUGAAAGGAUUACAGUUUUGGAUCAAAACCUGAUUUCAUUUACAAAAUCGCUGGGAAGGUCAGAUCCUCAAUCUCUAAUUGCAGCAGUAAUUGAUGAACUUGGAAGAGCCUCAGCCAAGGCCCAAUACUUGACAGCACCAAUCACAAGUGCAUCAAAGCUGCAGACCAACAAGCACCAUCUCUACCUGCUGAAAGACAGAGAAAGCAACGGAGGAAGGGGACUUGCAGUGGGUUUUCUAAAAGUUGGCUGUAAGAAGUUAUUUCUGCUUGACCAGCGAGGGGCGCAUGUCGAGACGGAGCCUCUGUGUGUCUUGGAUUUCUUUGUGACAGAGCACCUUCAGAGGCACGGCUACGGACUGGAGCUGUUUAGCUUCAUGCUGCAGCACAAAAAGGUAGAGCCAGUGAUGAUGGCUUACGACAGGCCCUCCCCUAAGUUCCUCUCUUUCCUGGAGAAGCAUUACUGUCUGAAAAACGGUGUACCUCAGGUCAAUAACUUUGUGGUGUUUGAUGGUUUCUUCACCAACAGAUCAGCGGCCCAGUGGAGAAAGGUUCCCCCCAAAAAGCUGGACGGAGAGAUCAAGCCCUACUCACUAACACAGAGGGGGGCUGUGCGAGAGGAGCAGAGGGCUCUCCCCUGGCCUUUGUGUUGCCCCGCGGCUCCUCCCUUCUCUCCUCCGUUGUCGGUAUCCUCCCCGUGCUCCCCAAGCAGGGCCCGCCAGUGCCCCAACCCGGCCCUGGCCCCAGCAUCUGCCCCUGGGGGCUACAGGGGCCCGGCCCCCAAACCCCCACUCAUCGGCAGUCUCAACUACAGGGUAAAACACACCAGCCAACAGGGCCUAGUUGCCAGGGGAAACCUCUACAGUCGCUACAUCAACACCCGGGGCUUUGGGCUGUUGUUGGAGACCCAGCAGAACACCUUCAAACUGCCAGGUUUGACACCAUUAUUGAGAGAGAGAGAGACUGACACAGGGGGACAGACAGACACCCUGGGACACACAGACAGGUCCCUUCCACCUCUGUCCCUAUCCAGGAAGGAGUUGCUCUGCUCCCAGACCACCAGAGAACCAGACAGACAGGCUGGGAUGGAGACCAGGGUGCUGGAGAAUAGGCUCCAGGAGGGGUUAGGGGGAGAGCUCUGGCCUGGGAGGGCUGGAGAGAAAGGAGGUGGGCCCCAGGUGGUUGAGAAGGGGCCAUUGGAGGCUGAGAAGGACAGGGGGAGAGGAGGCUGGUUAUGGACGGUGGGAGAGAGCUGCUGUAACACAGCUCAGUGGGUCAGGCAGAAGCAGGAAUAUAACAACACCAGACCCUGGUGACCCACAUGGAAGACAGACGGGCUGACAAGAAGAAGGAGAUAGAAGACGGGCUGACUGACAGAUGGAUGGAUAAGAAUCAGGAGAUGGAAGACAGACGGAUGAAUGGAUAAGAAGCAGGCGAUUGAAGACUGACUGACAUACUGACAGACGGAUGGAUAAGAAACAGGAAGUAGAGAGGAGAAAGAGACCGACUGACAGACUGAUUUAAUAGAGAUUUAGAGAAAUGGACUGUGAGCUAGAGUUGAGAUAGACGGGAAGACAGCCACAGCCAAUCCUCACCCACUUCCCUUCAUCCCUCUCACCUGAUCACUGGUUAGUGGUAGUGGUGCUGUGUUUGAGACAGAACAAGUGAAGGGUUUGGUUGGUAUGCAACAAUAGUCAGCCAGAUGUCACAGUAUACAUCCCAAAUGGCACCCUAUUCCCUAUGGGACCUGGUCAAAAGUAGUGCACUAUAUUGGGAAUAGGGUGCCAUUUGGGACUUAGACACAGUCUGAGGGUGUAAAAUGGUGGGUUACAGUACAAUGAACAGAAUGUAGCAGUGAAUACUGAGUACUAGUCAGUAGGUUGAUGAUGGUAAUGAGAACCACAGCGUUAGAGACCUACUAAAUCUGUCACAUGUACCAGCAGCUAUUCACUUGAAGGAAAAAGGCAAUGGAGCCAUGCUGGAAAUUCCAUCAGACCUGAGUUGACGCGUUAAGAUGUUUUCAAUGUAGAAAUAAAUGGCCUAAGCUGAU
Messenger RNA from Oncorhynchus mykiss (rainbow trout), 2619 nucleotides. It is a transcript of the gene atat1, whose product is annotated as alpha tubulin acetyltransferase 1. Gene Ontology annotation, cellular component: microtubule. Gene Ontology annotation, biological process: alpha-tubulin acetylation. The record is from RefSeq and is a predicted model, not a curated record. Gene Ontology annotation, molecular function: tubulin N-acetyltransferase activity. Lineage: Eukaryota; Metazoa; Chordata; Actinopteri; Salmoniformes; Salmonidae.